This is a messenger RNA of Thermothelomyces thermophilus ATCC 42464, 1531 nucleotides long. RefSeq lists its product as uncharacterized. The record is from RefSeq and is a predicted model, not a curated record. NCBI's taxonomy places the organism in Eukaryota, Fungi, Ascomycota, Sordariomycetes, Sordariales, Chaetomiaceae. Bases 293 to 1405 code for a protein of 370 amino acids. The transcript has a single exon.
UAAACCGGGCCACCUCCAGAGCCAUAAAACAACCUCCACUACACCCCGAUGGUGUAGCUAUUUCAGUCAGAUGCAGACUGCAUCAGGUCUCUCUUGCAGAAGAAUCAGCGACUGCGCGUAGUGUAUCUCCAGAACCCCCUCUCAACCCAAUACAACCGUCAGCUGCUCGUGGUCGCCCUUCUGCUGCAUAACAGUCCCUCCCUCCUCCCCCAGCCUCCACCACUACGGCGGCAGUAGAAUGGCUGCAUCUGCUACGCCAACGGCUGGCAAUGCCCUCAUUCGCUUUCUCCAAAUGCAUAUGGCCUCCUCAUCUGCACCAAGGCCAACCACGGCCCGUAUCUUGUCGAAAGCGGAGUCGGCUACUGGUCUCAUGAAAACCUCCAACUUCCCAAGCACGACCACCCUAGAUUCUGGUUCUGGUACCUCGUCUACCGUCAGCACCCCCGUGGCACCACCCAGGGAGUCAUAUCCGGGGUUGCUGCCUACCUGGGAAGCCGAGCAGGCCAUCAGAGAGUUCAUCGACAGGCAUUGGUCUCACCGUGCCGAUUACAUCAAGGUCGACUGCUGGCUCACCCUGCCCGAGCUCCGCGCCCUCGGCAGGCUGUCCCGCGAGGAGGGCUGGCUGGCCUGCCGGCGCCUUGUCCGCGUGCCCGCCAUCCACGAGGAGGUAGCCCUCUCGCUGUGGGAGCACCUCGCCGAGGAGGAGGAGAAGGAGGAGGAGAAGGAGGCGGAGGAGGAGGAGGAGGCGGGAGACGCCGGUCCAACCGCGGUGGUUACCGUCCCGUCGUUCUCGCAGAUGCCGCUCGCGGAUCCAUCCGCCGCCGGCGACGCUCGUGUUGUGCCCGGCAACAACAGCAGCCACGAGGCAGCGGAAGCCCGGACGAGGCGGCGAUGGCCACGGCCACGACAACGACGGCUCCGGCUCCGGCUCCGGCUCAAAUCCCUCGUCACGAGCCUCCUCCUCUUCCCCGAGGCACGACCACCACCACCACCGCCCAAGCCGCACACCACGCCCGCGCUCAACCGAAAGGCAGCCGGCAACCCGCAUCCUUGCCCCUUUUGCUCCGGGGACUGCACAACCUCCCUUGCCGCGGCUGCGCGGCAACAGCAGCAGCAGGCACACAAGCCCGCUUUCUGGCGGCGGGAGAAUUAUGCCUCCGCCUCCCCACCGCCGUGCCCACCGCCGUCGCCCAGGCUGUCCGGGGACACGCUUACUGCGUCGCGCACGGGGGAGAGCGCCGGCCGUGCCGAAGCGUCGGCGUCGGAGAAGGGCGACGCGAGGAGCAAGCCUCCGAGGCCCGUCGGCCCAGUUUUUUUUCUCCAGCCCGCACCAGGACUGAGACUGAGCCUUUGGAAAGGGCAGCAGCGGGUGGGGAGAGAAAGGCAGCGUCGCGCGUCAGGGUGAGGAAGUUGUUGUGGGCAGCCUUGCCCCGACCGGAUCGGGGGGGAUGGGUUGCUGGGCGGCGUUGGGGAGGGGGUAGAUAGUGUUUGUUGUUUGUCUGUUCAUCUCGGGGGAUGGCGUUGUUGGCGC